UGCCAGCCUCCUCAUGCCAGGGUCAGUCAGAAGACUGAGAGCGACAGCACAGCCUGGACUGAGUGAGGCAAAGGAGUGCCAAGGAAGUAACCUGUUUCUCGGGGAAAGGUCGAAGGGCCAGUGAGGUCAACAGCUGGUUGUCUUCAUCUGCUGAGUCUGGGAGGGAUGGAUCGAUCCUAACUUUGGUUUCACAAGAUGGAGGUAAGUGGACUUUGGGAGCUGGAGUGGAACAGCAGCAUCAUGGAUUCCAGCCUCUGGAACAAGUCUUUGAUGGGAGGUUUUGACCUGCUGCGGGAUGGUGGCGCCUUGGUACCCUCGGACGUAUUGUUUCGCUUGCAGAUGUUCAUCACUUUUGUCUAUUUGGUGGUCUGCGCAGCCGGACUGUUGGGAAACGGGCUCGUGAUGUACUUGAUCUGGGCCCAGAAGGGGAGCUCCACUCCGGUCAUCAAUAUUUUUGUCUUUGGCUUAGCGGUGGCUGACUUCCAGUUCUCCUUGACACUUCCCUUCUGGGCGACAGAGACGGCUUUAGAUUUCAACUGGCCCUUUGGAGAGGCCAUGUGCAAGGCUGUCCCGUCCCUUACCAUCCUGAGUAUCUAUUUUAAUGUCUUCCUGCUGACUGCCAUGAGCGUCACACGCUACUGGUCUCUGGCUUCGGCCCUAAAGGAUGGGUCAAAGAUGUCCCCUCGCAUGGCCAAAUGGAUCACUGCGGCUCUCUGGGCCAUCGCACUGGGGGCCACCAUACCCACAACAAUCUACGCAACGGUGAUGGAUGUUGCCAGCGUGAAAUUAUGCAUUUUCAAGUUCCCCACACCUUAUCCCUUGCGCAUGUACCACCUCCAAAGGGUGGUGUUCACCUUUGUGAUUCCACUGGCAGUCAUCUUGACCUCCUACUUCCUUCUCCUCAGGCUCCUCAAGGCCCACCACGUCAACAGCAACAAGCUCAAGAGACAGAACCAGGUUGCCACCACAGUCCAGUUGGUGGUCGGCUGUUUCUUUGUUUGCUGGUUCCCCAACCACGUGGUCACCGUCUGGGGGGUUCUGGUCAAAUUCAAGGCAGUGCCCAUGAGUGACGCCUUUCACUUCCUCCAUACCUACAUCUUCCCCCUCACGACUUGUUUGGCUCACACAAACAGUUGCCUCAACCCGAUCCUCUACUGCCUGAUGCGCCAGGAGUUCCGGGAAGCCAUAAAGGGGAUCUUUCAGAGACUCUCCUACCAGCACUUUUCUUGCCACAAGACUUGGGAGGAGGACAUGUUGGUGGCUCUGCCCCUGAGCCCGUCUCAAAAUCACAGCAACCCUCAGAGCGGAGAGAAGGAAGACUCCACCUUCUCCACCAUCUUGGAGCCGAGAACCAAGGAGCCAAAACUGCUAACUGUAGCGCAGCUGAUCCCGGGGGUGGAAAUGCCAAUGUGACCUUCAAAGUUAAAGGCGCCUUGCAUGCUCCGGAAUGACUCCGAAGCAAAGAUUCCUGGAUCCUGAGGAAAACUGGUUUGUUAUUGGUUCUGACCUGACACAAUGGCCUGUUAUCACAGAACCAGAUGGGGCGUCAUUGAGCCAAAGGUGCCUGGGGGUCACCCCCCUGGAUCUAUGGGUCAGUGUUCAGACUCAGCCUUGGCACCUGGGAAGUCAUAACAGAGCUCCCUUGACCAUAUGCAGAGGGCAUUUCUUUCUGUUAUGCAACUGAGGUUAAAAGAAAGGAUUUCCAUCCAUCCAGAGGGAGCGAUUGUUAGGCAAGGUUGAGCCGCUGCACUUGUCUGUUUAAAAUAAGGGUGGCGCUGGGGAGGGGGCUGUUUAACGCUUUCCACAGCACCUCUUGCCUGACCUAAAUGCCCCCCUGACAUGCCUGUGAGCUGUGGGGGGGAGGGGGAAAUACAGGAGGUACCUGAUGAUUGUCCCUGAGAGCAGCUGUGAGAAGGUCAUUUAGAUUGGGAAAGGGGCCAUCUAUGACCUUUUCCCUCACACUGUAUAUUUCAAAUCUUCCUAUUACUCAAAACUCAUGCAUCCCCUUUGGCUCCAAGAGGGCUUUGCCGUAAACAGUUGACCCUCACUUGCCCACCCAUCCGCGCCUCCACUUUACAAAAAGAGUUCCAAGGCUGAAGGAAAAAAGCUCUUUACUCCAAAGUAGCCCUACUGGACUCUGCUGGACUUGCCUGGAAUAAAUGAAUUCUACUCAAA
Messenger RNA from Rhineura floridana, 2175 nucleotides. It is a transcript of the gene RXFP4, whose product is annotated as relaxin family peptide/INSL5 receptor 4. Gene Ontology annotation, cellular component: membrane. The transcript has 3 exons. Gene Ontology annotation, molecular function: G protein-coupled receptor activity. The record is from RefSeq and is a predicted model, not a curated record. Gene Ontology annotation, biological process: immune response; G protein-coupled receptor signaling pathway. Bases 196 to 1413 code for a protein of 405 amino acids. Lineage: Eukaryota; Metazoa; Chordata; Lepidosauria; Squamata; Rhineuridae.